GAGAGAGUGGAGAAGAGCUCAUAUGGCUCGACGGCGUUGGAGGUGUGUCUCUCGCUCGCUGGCAAUUUGCUCACACUCAGCUCCGCCUUCCCCUGCGAUCGGCGUCAGCCUGUACCGAUCUAGCUCGCCAUCAUGGGGCGCAUGCACAGUUCUGGGAAAGGUAUGUCCUCGUCGGCUCUGCCGUACAAGAGGUCCCCACCCUCGUGGUUGAAGAUCACCACUGCCGAGGUGGAGGAGCACAUCUGCAAACUCGCCAAAAAGGGUUUGACCCCUUCUCAGAUUGGUGUAAUUCUGAGGGACUCGCAUGGGAUUGCCCAGGUCAACAGCGUAACUGGAAGCAAGGUGCUGCGUAUUCUCAAGGGCCACGGUUUGGGCCCUGAGAUCCCCGAGGAUUUAUACCACUUGAUCAAGAAGGCUGUGGCCGUGCGCAAACAUUUGGAGAGGAACCGCAAGGACAAGGAUUCCAAGUUUCGUCUGAUUUUGAUCGAGAGCCGUGUCCACAGGUUGGCACGUUACUACAAGCGCACCAAGAAGCUUCCUCCUACCUGGAAGUACGAGUCCGCCACCGCCAGCACUCUCGUUGCUUAGAUGUAGUGGAGGUCAUGAAAGCACUUCAGCUACAUUUAUGAAUUAGGUGUGGAGGAUAUUGACAUCUAAUUGUUGUAUACGGUUAUUUGACUAAGAGGUUAUGGUUUGUUCUUCCAGGACUUGAUCAAAUCUCUAAUGCCCGUUUUGAAGGUAGUUUCACUCAAUAUUCCUGCUUUAUAUUGAUUGACUACCAUGCUUUUAAGAAUUGAGUUACUAUUAACAGCGCAA
Physcomitrium patens is the source of this 816-nucleotide messenger RNA. RefSeq names its product small ribosomal subunit protein uS15. Gene Ontology annotation, cellular component: ribosome; cytosolic small ribosomal subunit; nucleolus. Gene Ontology annotation, molecular function: structural constituent of ribosome; small ribosomal subunit rRNA binding. Lineage: Eukaryota; Viridiplantae; Streptophyta; Bryopsida; Funariales; Funariaceae. Gene Ontology annotation, biological process: translation. The record is from RefSeq and is a predicted model, not a curated record.